AUGACAACCCGCGCUGCGUUUAUUUCAGUCCCUUGGCGUAAGAUAAAACAGAGCAGCCCAGAAGAGGCGGGGUCCCGGCUCUGCGGGUACCAGUGGAUAAGCCACUGUAGGCGGCUCUCACCAACCUCUGCGCAGCGACCCUCCUCCUACCCCGCGGUCCUCCGCGCAGCGUUUCACCCGCGGCAACGCCGCAGCACUCCCAGCUCCCGCCCGCUGGCACCCACGCGACCUGAAGCUCGACUCGGCCCGGCCGCCCCAGAACAGCCCCCGCCCGUCCCUGCCGCGGAGCUUCAUGGGAGAUGUGGUCCAGCGGCGCCGCAGAAUGCAGCCCACGGAAACUACAGUACCCAGCGGGCCAGGGAGGCAACGGAGGUUUGGUGUCGCUGGGCAUUUGCGGUAAUUCAUCUCUCUUGUGGCGGGGGAGACGGGGUGCGCACCCAGUCCAGUGGGUGUCUGUCUGCGCUACGGAGCACGGUGUACUGGUCCCGCCUCGCGACGGCGGGGCUGUGGUGCCGUGGUCCCUGCGGUUUGGGUCUCUUUGGAGUCAGUAAAGGACUGCUCCCAGACAUGUACCCGCAGGCAGCCGCCCCAGCCGACUCUCGGGCCCUAAGGGAUCACAACGUCUUUCGGUUCCUUACCCGCAGGGCCCACGGCUUUUUUGCCAGGGACGCUGGUGUCAGCUACAGGAAAAACCUGGGACUCCUGAGGAAGCUAAUAUGUCAGGAAAGUACUAAAUUCAAGAAUGUUUGGACUACUCAUUCUGCAUCUCCUAUUGCAUAUGAAAGAGGAAGAAUUUACUUAGACAAUUACCAGUGCUGUAUUAGCAGCAUUGCACAAGAACCAAGAAUACUUUAUCAAAAGCCAAAGUGUUCUAAGUCAGAAAAAAUAGAAGAUGCUUUAUUAUUGGAAUGCCCAUUGGGGGAAAUGCUGCCAAGUCCAUCAGACUAUAAAUCUUCCCUUAUAGUCUUGACAGUGCGGAACUGGCUUCUACGUCUCUCUGCUGAUAGUGGAGAAAUACUGGAAAAAAUAUACCUUGCUGAUUCCUAUUGCAAAUUCAGGUAUCUGAGCUGGGAUACUCCGCAAGAGGUAAUGGUUGUAAAGUCAGCUCAGAAUAAGCUCCCUGCAGCAGCACGGCAGGCAGGUAUCCAAGAGUCUGUAUUGUUCUAUCUCGCUGUAUUCCAAGUUUUGCCUCUUUCUUUCAUUGGAAUGCUAGAAAUAAACAAAAAGAUAUUUGGUAAUAGUGUGACAGAUGUUGCUGUCUCUAAUGGAAUCCUGAUUGUAAUGUAUAGCAUGGGUCUGGUUAGGCUCUAUAAUUUCCAGACGAUCUUGGAACAGUUCAUGGAACAGCCAUUUGAUUUGGGACAUGAAUUCAACUGGAAUGGUCAAGCAGGAGUUGUAGGAAAGUAUCCUUUUGGUCUUCCACGUAACAUAAAAAUAACAGAUACCCCACCUUUGCUAUUUGAAGCAUCUUCUCUGGAGAAUGCAUUUCAAAUUGGAGGUUACCCUUGGCAUUAUAUCAUCACACCUAACAAGAAAAAACAUAAAGGAAUCUUCCAUAUUUGUUCUCUGAAAGACAAUGCUUUGGCAAAAAAUGGCAUACAGGAGAUGAAAUGCUGUUCACUGGAACCAGACUGGAUAUACUUCCAUCCAGACAUGUCAGGCAGAAUAAUCCAUGUUGGACCAAAUUUGAUAAAAGUGUUGAAGCUUAAGGAAGAUAAAAAUAACACAGAACAAAUGGAGGUUGCAGAAGAUUUUACAAUAGUGACUAACAGAGAAAACUGUGUGAGCAAUACUGUUACUGUAACAGCUUCUGGUCGAGUGGUGAAAAAGCGUUUUAACUUGCUGGAUGAUGACCCGGAGCAAGAGACAUUCAAAAUCGUGGAUUAUGAAGAUGAAUUGGAUUUGUUAUCCACUGUGGCAGUUACUCAAAUAGGAUCUGAUGGAAGAGCUCACCUUGACAUUCAUUGUAAUGAACAUGGGAUUCUACUUAAGAGUAUUCCAUUACUGGAGUCCUGGGACGUGACUUACAGUCAUGAAGUUUACUUUGACAAAGACCUUGUAUUACAUAUAGAACAGAAGCCUAACAGGAGGUUCAGUUGUUAUGUUUACCAAAUGGUCUGCGAUACUGCAAAAGAUGAUGAAUGUUCAAGCCAUGAAAAAACAGAGAGAGUGUUUUGUAAAAAAGGAGGAAGAAUUUUUGAAUGUAUUUAAGACCUAACAACUACAGAGAUUUCAAUUUGGGUGUUACUUAGGGACUUCACGCAUAUGAAUUAGUCAACUACUGUUUUUCAGGCAGGAUUUAAUAUUUAUAUUUUGUACUACUACAUGAGGUUUUAUUUCGUUUUUACGCUGUAACAUUGUACACUUGUCUGUAGUCCAUAAUAGAUUUUCAUGUAUUCACCAUUUUAUCACUAAUGCUAAAUGCAGCAUUUAUUGCUUCUCUUCAGCAGCUGGAUUUAAGUACUGGACAUCAAGGAGAAAGAUGUGAACCUAAUCAUUUGCCAUAUGCUGCAGUCUGUCUUACGUAGUUUUUCCCAUGCAACUUUAAUACAGACUGUUAUUAAACAAAGUAUUUAAAACUGUAUAGAAUAAAUUUUUAUAUGUAGUA
This is a messenger RNA of Indicator indicator, 2608 nucleotides long. It is a transcript of the gene DCAF17, whose product is annotated as DDB1 and CUL4 associated factor 17. Gene Ontology annotation, cellular component: Cul4-RING E3 ubiquitin ligase complex. The transcript has 14 exons. Bases 1 to 2211 code for a protein of 736 amino acids. The record is from RefSeq and is a predicted model, not a curated record. Gene Ontology annotation, biological process: protein ubiquitination. Lineage: Eukaryota; Metazoa; Chordata; Aves; Piciformes; Indicatoridae.